Messenger RNA from Raphanus sativus (radish), 920 nucleotides. RefSeq names its product ethylene-responsive transcription factor ERF016. The transcript has a single exon. Gene Ontology annotation, biological process: regulation of DNA-templated transcription. Gene Ontology annotation, molecular function: DNA binding; DNA-binding transcription factor activity. Lineage: Eukaryota; Viridiplantae; Streptophyta; Magnoliopsida; Brassicales; Brassicaceae. Bases 101 to 751 code for a protein of 216 amino acids. The record is from RefSeq and is a predicted model, not a curated record.
ACCGUUCUCACUAUAACUGUCAACUCCAAAAAAACACCUGGACUAAUCCAGAAAAAAAACACACUUGUCUAAGCCCUCUGCAUUAAUUUGGUUUAUAUAUAUGGAGAGGGACAUGGAUGCAUCACCCAAGUACACAGGUGUACGAAAGAGGAAGUGGGGAAAAUGGGUGGCCGAGAUCCGUCUCCCAAACAGCCGAGACAGGAUCUGGCUCGGCUCCUUCGACUCCGCAGAGAAAGCGGCACGUGCUUUCGACGCGGCUCUUUACUGUCUCCGAGGCGCCGGAGCGCGUUUUAACUUUCCGGAUAAUCCGCCGGAGAUACCCGGGGGACGUUCCAUGACGCCGCAGGAGAUUCAGGUCGCAGCUAACCGUUUCGCCAAAGAAGAACUGUUAGCACCCCAGCAACAACGACCAACGUCGCAACGUGGCGAUAAGUCGUCGGAGGAAGUAACAGAAAUUUCGGCACGUGAAGAAAUUAGUGGUGGGCCAACGUUAGGAGAAGUUGGUGAAUAUAAUAAUUACAACAACGAGAAUAAUAGCAAUGGUACCGAUACGUCGACGUAUUGGCCGUUUCUAUGGGAAGAGAAUUUUCUAGUUCCUUGUAUGUCAGAAGAGUUUGGUGGUACCUCCUUCUACAUGGAAGAUUCGUCACAGCAACAAGAACAUGAGCUCUCAUCUGAUUUUUACCACGAUGGAGCUUAUGUUGUUGAAGAUGAUUACUCUCAUUACAAUAUUAACCUGUGGAAUUUCUGAGAUCCUCCAUUUUUUUAGUAGUGAUCUUGGACAUAAUAUUCCAUCAUUGCUGAAGGUGAAUCAUUAAGCUACUAGCCUCUUAUUAAUUUCGUUUAGUAGCUGUAAUUCAUCUUCUUAUUCUUUUUAUUUUAUUUAUUAUAAUUUAAAAUAAAUUUAUUUGAUAUGCUUA